Messenger RNA from Dermacentor albipictus, 1500 nucleotides. The record is from RefSeq and is a predicted model, not a curated record. NCBI's taxonomy places the organism in Eukaryota, Metazoa, Arthropoda, Arachnida, Ixodida, Ixodidae.
UUGGAGCACCAUGGCUCAUACAACGCACCUUUGCACUUCGCAGGCGAUCUUCACGUUCUUGCUGCUGCUGUGUCCGUGCACAGCGUAUUCGGAGUAUGACCCUUCGCAACCGCUACUACUAUCAAGCAAGGCCACAAUCUACCAGCAGACCGGCAACUAUCUCCACAUCGACCCACUACGACUACUGCGCCCAGCCUUCUGCGCACCAUCAUCGUCAACCAUGUCAUCACAUCGCAGUGGCAACUUAAGCGGCUGUCCGAGCGUCAGUCCGUUUAGUUGGCACGGAAGCAGCAUUUGGAGCACCAUGGCUCAUACAACGCACCUUUGCACUUCGCAGGUCUGUAAAAACUUUCCGCUUUAUGCUAAGAAAAGUGACGACCCAUUUUUGCUAUUGCUUCCGUGCCAACAAGUGCUCUGUGAAAUUGUCGCAGAUUGUUUUUCUAUGGCGUUGCUGUUAUUGUGCUCAGGUGACGUGGAAACUAAUCCCGGUCCUACUACGCGUACUGAGGCAUUACUCGAGCUGCAGAAUUUGCCAUCAAAUCCUUCUGAGCAGACGGAAGUUCUUUUCCGGCUGUUAAAAGACCUUCAGGCUCGUUCUGUACAAUCUGCUAAGGGUCAGGCCGAGUUGGUUAACGACGUCAAGGCCAUUAAGGUUGGUCAAAAGAACACCGAGACCAAAAUGGAAUGUAUCCAGAAAAGAUUAGACAACCUUGAAGAAAAAACAAACGUUUUAGACAAUCUCCAUGAUGAAAUGACUGGCAUUCAGGCGUCGACUCAAGCCCAAACAACUCGGCUUGACUCUUUACUAAUGCGCGUUGACGAACUCGAGGACAGAUCGCGACGCAACAACCUCAUAUUUCAUGGCAUCCGUGACUCUCGGGAAUCGUGGGAACAGUCCGAAUCACGCAUAAGAGAAGCACUAACUGGUGUAAUCGACAGCCUGCCUGACACGGCAAUCGAACGUGCUCAUCGCAUUAGUCACUACACGCCUAAUAAGUGUCGCCCAAUUGUAGUUAAAUUCACCAACACGAAAAUAAAAGACAAAGUACUUUCUUUGCGCGCACAGCUGAAAGAAAAGGGUAUUUCUACCUCCGAAGAUUUUUCGCCCGCCACCCGUCACGUCCGUAAAAAACUAAUUGAGUACGCUAAAGGCCAGCCCCAACCAUGCCCUUUCCAGUUAAGGUACACCAAACUAAUAAUGAAUAAAAAACAGUUCGUCUAUGACCCGGCAACAGACACCGUCAACGAGCAUGCGCCAUAUGAACCACGAGAUAACGGUGGGCAUGCAAAUUCCCAGCACGUGCCCAGUUAGGAAAACGUGAGGGGAUGUGGACGAGAAUCACGAGAAUCAUGCAUCGUAUCUGUUUUCUUUACAAAUAUUCGAAGCGUCAUGAAUAAGCGCACUUCCUUAGAAUCUGCCUUGGAGACUUGCAACGCCGACAUCUUUGUGCUUACCGAAACGUGGCUACAUUCACAGAUUCAAGAUAACGAAAUUCUUCA